AUGAAGGGCUACCAUGGGGAGCGUAGCCAGACACAGCCCUCCUCUGGCCACCGCUGCCGCUGCAUCCCAGAGGACUGCCAGCAUCCUGCCAGCUACGGCCCCGAGGCUCAGGCCCCGUUCCUCCUCAGCCCCAGCGAGCCGCGUUCCCUGGAGCAUCCCUACUGCCCGGCCCGGAGCCCUGGUGCGGCCAGCGAGUGCCCGGCUGGGCCCUUGAGCGAGCCGGCCUCCGCCAGCGCCAGCAGCACCUUCCCGAGGAUGCACCACGCCCAGCAGCAGCAGCCCUACGACUCCUGCGACGAAUGCAUGGCGGCGACUGCCCACCCUGCCAGCAAGAUCAACCGCCUGCCCCCCACGCUGCUGGACCAGUUCGAGAAGCAGCUGCCGCUGCACCACGACGGCUUCCACACGCUGCAGUACCCCCGGGCCGGCGGCGCCGAGCCCCGCAGCGAGAGCCCCAGCCGCAUCCGCCACCUCGUCCACUCCGUCCAGAAGCUCUUCGCCAAGUCCCACUCCCUGGAGGCGCCAGCCAAGAGGGACUACAACGGUACCAAGAUGGACGGCCGCGGGGACGGCUACCACCACCACCACCACCACCACCACCAUCACCACCACCACCAGUCCCGCCACGGGAAGCGCAGCAAGAGCAAGGAGCGCAAGGUGGACUCCAGGCACCGUUCCAAGGGGAUGGGCUGGUGGAGCUCCGACGACAACCUGGACAGCGACAGCAGUUACAUGGUGUCUGGCCGGCACGCUGUGGACCAGGGCACCCAGUACUGUGUGGACGCUCCCGAAAGUGCCUUCAGAGACUUGACCUUGAAGAGUCUAAAGGGCGGCAGGGAAGGAAAAUGCCUGGCCUGCGCUGGCAUGUCCAUGUCUCUGGACGGCCAGACGCUCAAGAGAAGUGCCUGGCACACCAUGACUGUCAGUCAGGCACGUGAAGCCUACCCCAGCGCCGGUGGCACUGAGAAGACCUUGAUGCUUCAGGAAGCAAAGGCCAAAGACCGAGCGUACCAGUACCUGCAGGUGCCGCAGGACGAGUGGAGCGGGUACCCAGCAGCGGGCAAGGACGGGGAGAUCCCCUGCCGACGGAUGCGCAGCGGCAGCUACAUCAAGGCCAUGGGAGAUGAGGACAGCGCUGACUCGGACGUCAGCGCCAAAAUACUGCCCAGGGCAGCCACGCGGCGAGACAGCUACCGCCGCUCCUCCAGCGCCGACCAGGCCAGGACCAAGUUUGCAAGUAGGCACUAUUCUGAUUCAUAUAUCUGUAACUGUCCCAGCUGCUGCACGCCACCGCGAAUGCUCCCGCGGGGACAGAGCUACGGGAGGUCCUUCACCACCGGCCAGAUCAACGAUGAGCUCAACCACCAGUUCGAGGCCGUCUGCGAGUCAGUUUUCGGCGAGGUAGAGUCGCAGGCUGUGGAGGCUCUGGACCUGCCCGGCUGCUUCCGCAUGCGGAGCCACAGCUACCUGCGAGCCAUCCAGGCAGGCUGCUCCCAGGACGAUGACUGCCUCUCGCUCUUCUCCAUGUCGGCCCCUGCCGGGCAGCCCAUCACCAGCAGCAUCCUGAAGCCCAGCACUUCCUUCAGUUACAGAAAAGCUCCACCUCCCAUCCCUCCAGGAACCAAAGCCAAGCCUCUCAUCUCCGUCACGGCGCAGAGCAGCACCGAGUCCGCCCAUGAGAGCUACCUGCCCAGCGAGGUCACCCGCGGCCCCGCCUGGUCCAAGGACGCUGCUGCCCGCUGCAACUCGGCUGAGAGCCUGGAGAGCUCCAAGGUGACCACCAUGACCCUUGACCUGCCUCCAGUCCAGCCCCGUGCCGCUCCCAAGCCCUCCACGCUCAUCAUCAAGGCCAUCCCCGGGCGGGAGGAGCUGAGGAGUUUGGCUCGGCAGCGCAAGUGGAGACCCUCCAUUGGUGUCCAGGUUGAGGCCAUCUCUGACUCGGAUACGGAGAGCAGGAGCCAGAGGGAGUUCCACUCCAUUGGAGUGCAGGUGGAGGAAGACAAAAGGCGAGCGCGCUUCAAGCGCUCCAACAGCGUGACGGCAGGCGUGCAGGCGGACCUGGAGCUGGAGGGCUUCACCGGGCUGGCCGUGGCCACCGAGGACAAAGCCCUGCAGUUCGGAAGGCCCUUCCAGCGGCACUCCUCGGAGCCCGAGUCCGGCCGGCAGUACGCCGUCUACAAGACGGUGCACACGCAGGGGCAGUGGGCGUACCGGGAGGACUACCAGCUGCAGUACGACACGGUGGAGGUGCCCCGCAGGGAUGCCUGGAUUGAGAGGGGCUCCCGCAGCCUCCCCGACUCUGGCCGGGCCUCCCCUUGCCACCGCGAUGGGGAAUGGUUCAUCAAACUGCUGCAGGAGGAGGUGGAGAAGAUGGAGGGCUGGUGCCAGCAGAUGGAGCGGGAGGCUGAGGACUAUGACCUGCCGGAGGAGAUCCUGGAGAAGAUCCGCAGUGCUGUGGGCAGUGCCCAGCUCCUUAUGUCCCAGAAGGUGCAGCAGUUUUACCGCCUCUGCCAGCAGAACAUGGAUCCCAACGCAUUCCCUGUGCCCACCUUCCAAGACCUGGCCGGCUUCUGGGACCUCCUGCAGCUCUCCAUUGAGGAUGUCAGCAUGAAGUUUGCAGAGCUCCAGCAGCUCAAGGCCAAUGGAUGGAAGAUUGUGGAGCCCAAGGAGGAGAAGAAGGUGCCUCCCCCGAUACCAAAGAAGCCGCCGCGCUCCAAGGUGCACCCGGUGAAGGAGCGCUCCCUGGACUCGGUGGACCGGCAGCGGCAGGAGGCUCGCAAGCGGCUCCUGGCAGCCAAGCGAGCUGCCUCCUUCCGCCAGAGCUCGGCCACCGAGAGCGCCGACAGCAUCGAGAUCUACAUCCCCGAGGCGCAGACCCGGCUGUGA
Messenger RNA from Indicator indicator, 2886 nucleotides. RefSeq names its product DLG associated protein 3 (gene DLGAP3). The transcript is spliced from 10 exons. Gene Ontology annotation, biological process: signaling. Gene Ontology annotation, molecular function: molecular adaptor activity. Gene Ontology annotation, cellular component: glutamatergic synapse; postsynaptic specialization. The record is from RefSeq and is a predicted model, not a curated record. Bases 1 to 2886 code for a protein of 961 amino acids. Lineage: Eukaryota; Metazoa; Chordata; Aves; Piciformes; Indicatoridae.